CUUGCCAACAGAGACAAAUCCAUAGCAGACAAUUCAGGGGUUCUUGGAAUAGAUGGAUCAGGAAAUAUGAACUCACCUACUCUGGUGGUGAUCUUGUUGAUUUUUACUCGAGUCGAUCUUCCACCACCAAUUUAACAGCUGUUUUAGAGGAUUCGGGCAAUUUUAUUCUGAAAGAUGCAAAUUCUCACAGCGAUCAGAUUUUAUGGCAAAGCUUUGAUCAUCCUACUGACGUAUUCUUGCCAGGGAUGAAGUUAGGGAUCAAUUGUAGGACUGGCCAAUCCUGGUACCUUACGUCCUGUUUGAGUAACAUGGUGCCAGCUUCGGGUGCUUUUACGUUUGAAUGGGAGCCCAAUGGACAGCAACUGGUUAUUAAGCGGCGAGGCGAGCUUUUUUGGACUAGUGGAUCAUUGAGGAGGAAUGACAGUUUCGAAAAUCUUGUCUGGAUGUCAGGACUUGUCUAUAGUUUUCUUAAUGUUUCUAAAGCUGAUGAGGAUUACUUUAUGUUCACAGCUGACAAAGAUAAAUUCAGCACCCAGGAGGAUGAGAUGAGAUUUUCAAGAUGGAUCUUGAGCUCUAAUGGGGGCAUAAUAGAGGAAUAUAGUGAAGGCUUAUUUGGAGGCUUAACCUGUAAUGGAAAUAGCUUAGGAAGGGGUUGUCUGAGAUGGAAUGCAGGACCUGCGUGCAAGAGGAGUAACAGCGACAAAUACGAGCCCCUUUCAGGUUACUUUGACUAUAAAUUUCUCAUUACAGUCGACGAUAACGCUAGUCUUAGCAUUAGUGAUUGCAUGGACUGAUGCUGGAAAAACUGCUCAUGUGUUGGCAUUGAUAGCAGAGGCGAGAAUUAUGCAAAUUAUACUGGAUGUAUACUUUUUCAUGGAAGUUCAUUAGUACUAGAAUCCUUGGUCAGCAUCAUUAUUUUCAUGAUCUUAUUGAAUUCCAAGCUUAAACUUUUCAUAUCAAUAUGAGCAGAAAAGUUUCUACAUGAGUUGAUGACCAUGGAUACAACAAAUUACAUAUAUGAGCUUGAGAAUGAUGGAAACAAAGGUCACAAUUUAAAAGUAUAUAGUGCUGCAACAAUCAUGGCUUCGACAAGUAAUUUUGCAUCAGCAAAUAAACUCGGACAGGGUGGUUUUGGACCUGUUUACAAUGGAAAAUUGCCAGAGCGGCGAGAGAUAGCCGUAGAGAUAGCUGUAAAAAGACUGCCUAGAAGUUUAGGA
This is a messenger RNA of Populus euphratica (Euphrates poplar), 1217 nucleotides long. RefSeq names its product G-type lectin S-receptor-like serine/threonine-protein kinase CES101. The record is from RefSeq and is a predicted model, not a curated record. The transcript has 2 exons. Bases 246 to 794 code for a protein of 182 amino acids. NCBI's taxonomy places the organism in Eukaryota, Viridiplantae, Streptophyta, Magnoliopsida, Malpighiales, Salicaceae.